UGCAAACGAGCUGCCGCCAUUUUGUGUGGAUGAGUUUCAUUUUACAGCGCAACUAUAGGACGGAGAACCUCAGGAAACAAUUCUACCUAUCUCUCGAAAACUGUUAAUUGGGAAUUGACUACUAUGAACUGAAACUCUUCCUAAAAUCAAUUAUCAAGUAGAUCCAAGUCAAGUGACGCAUAAGCCAGUAGAUUCCAGUCUCGAUUUAUGAUUUUUUUGCACUUAAAUGUAGCUUGAGGAAAUGGCUGUGGAAAGCAUGACUGUCCAUCCAAACUCCCCAACAACCAACCACGAUCACAUCAACAGCCUUCUCACUGACGAAAGGCAUGAGGAUGAGGAGCUGGAGGAGGGCGAGCUGGAAGAUGACGGGGGCGAGGCGGAGGCCGCCGGCGGAGGGGGCGAGGCCCCGGAGAAGCCCCGGCGGAGUAAGGAGCGCCACGCCAGCGGCUCGGACGACGACAAGGCCCACCGCCGCAAACGGAAGAGGAGGAAAGAGCGAGAGCGGGAGAAGGAGAAAAGGAGGGCCAAGAAGAGGCGCAAAUCCAAGCACAAACGUCACGCCUCCUCCAGCGAUGACCACUCGGACUUUUCAGACGAUUCGGAUUACAGCCCCAGUGAGAAGAGGAAGUAUCGGGAGUACAGCCCUCAGUACCCCCCUCCUUCCCACGGGGGCUACCCCCCUCCCCCUCCUCACGGUGGGCCCGUGCCCAAGAAGGGGGGCUACAUGAAGUUGGACAAGCAGGGCUACGGGGGCUACGACGACUACGAGGAGGAAACCUACGAGGCGGAGGAGGACGAGGACAUGGGCGAGGAAGACUAUGACGACUUCGCCAAGGAGCUAAACCAGUACCGCAAGGCCAAAGAAGGCGGCGGUGGUGGAGGUGGUGGUGGUGGCGGCGGCGGCGGCGGCGGCGGCGGCGGCGGAGGUGGUGGCGGUAACAACAACCGGGGUGGCAGAGGCAUCAACCGCGGGGCCAGAGGAGGAAAAGGGCGCCUCAAGAACCAGCGAGGGCGUGGCAGAGGAAUGAGGGGCCGUGGGGGGAGGGGGGGUGGAGGGAGAGGCCGGGGGCGGGGCAAGAUGGUUGGGGAAAAUGACGACGGGGAUGGGAUGAUGUAUGGAGAUGAAAUGGAGUACAUGGAUGAUGAUUACGACAAUAUGGGUGAUGACGACUACGAUGACUAUUCCAAAGAGCUGAACCAGUACAGGAAGUCCAAGGACCGCGGUCGAGGUGGCAAAGGAGGUCGAGGGCGUGGCAGGGGGAAGGGCGGCAGGGGCAUGGGUCGCGGCCGGGGGAGGAACAGGGGCCGGGGCCGGGGUGGAGACCAAGGCCACGACGAGGACAACAAUGGUGACAUGGACAUGGGGGAUGGGGGCGGCGGCCGGGGGCGAAACGACCAGGACAAGCACGGACAGGACAAGAAAGGGAAGGCCAUCUGCAAGUACUACAUCGAGGGCCGCUGCACCUGGGGGGAGCACUGCAACUUCAGCCACGACAUCGAGCUCCCGAAGAAGAAGGAGCUGUGCAAGUUCUACAUCACGGGCUUCUGCGCGCGGGCGGAGAACUGCCCCUACAUGCACGGCGACUUUCCCUGCAAGCUGUUCCACACGACGGGCAGCUGCGUGAACGGGGACGAGUGCAUGUUCUCCCACGAGGCGCUGACGGACGACACCCAGGACCUGCUGGACAAGAUGUUGGCGGAAGACGCGGAGGCGGGUGCUGAGGAUGAGAAGGAGGUGGAGGAGCUGAAGAAGCAGGGGAUCAACCCUCUGCCAAAACCCCCGCCCGGCGUAGGCCUCCUGCCGACCCCGCCCCGGCCCGGCCCCGCCGACACUUCCGCCCCCCAGGAUUUUGGGCCCCCUGGCCCCCCGCCCGGCCCUAUGGCCCCGCCGGGUCCCUCCGGCCCCUGUCCCGGCCCCCCCCCUCCCUGCCCGGACGGAGGCCCCUUCCUGGGCCCGCCCAACCCCAACGGCCCUCCCCCGCCCCCCAUGGGCCCCCCGCCCCCCUGUCCCGGGAAUGCGGGGAAGAAGAUCCCCUCGCUGUUCGAGAUCGUGGUGCAGCCUACGGGACAGCUUGCUCAGAAGCUGGGCGUCAGGGGGCCAGUGCCUGGUGCCCCGCCCGGUCCUCCUGGGCCCCCCGGACCCCCCGGACCCCCCGGUCCCCCGGGCGGGCCCCCUCCUCGGUUCCCCGGCCCCCCUCCGCCAGGACACAUGGGCCCCGCACCCCCCGGCAUGAUGCCCCCCGACAUGCCUCCCAUGGGCCCCCCUGGCAUGAACCAAGGGCCUCCGCCCAUGAUGCCAGGCUUCGUACCCGGAGAGGGGCCCCCGCAUCCGGGUAUGAUGCCCCCCGGGCCCCCACCCCCUGGGGGCAACUACUUCGACAACUUCUACCACCAGCAGCAGGGCCUGGAGAUGGAAGGGGAAGGGGAGCAGGGAGAGGAGUACCAGGACUACAGCGGCAUGGAGGAGGGCGAGGGCGGGACCUUCAGCGAGCAGGCCUCCGCCGGGGGCGGCCCGGGCGCCAUGAUGGGAGCCGAGGGCGCGGCCAGCGGCGGCUCGUCCAAUCAGCAGCCCGGGCUGACGGUGCCGGACUUCCUGCCCCCGGCCCAGCGCGUGCUGUUCAUGCGCAUCCAGCAGAAGCAGCAGGAGGAGGAGGAGCGCGCGCGGAGGCUGGCUGAGGGCGGGGCCGAGCGCGACACGGAAGGUGACUCGGCGAACUGGUAUUCCAGUGAGGAUGAGGAUGGUGGCGGCAGCGUCACGUCAAUCCUGAAGACCCUCCGGCAGCAGACGCAGGGCCCAGCCAAGCCGGAGGGCGGCCCCAGCGACCCCCGCCUGCAGAAGGCCACGCCCCUGCAGCCCGCAGCCCGCCCAGCGGACCCCCGCCUCGCCCGCGACCCCCGCCUCUCACGGGCCGCGGACUCCGCCCUGUCCGCCGAGGGCAGCCCGUCCGCCGCCUCGCCCUCCUCCUCCUCCUCCUCCUCCGCGUCCAGCGCCCCCGCCGACCCCCGCCUGGCCCGCCACGCCGCCUCCGCCGCCGCCCUGCCCCCCAAGCCCGACGCGCCCCACAAGCCCCCGGCCUCGGGCCCCGGGGAGGAGGAGGAGGCGGAGCGGGUCCUGCGGGACAAGCCGGUGCCCAUCCCGCUGGACCCGCUGAUGGGCAUGACCCUGCGCGACCCGCGCUCCCAGCUGCAGCAGUUCAGCCACAUCAAGAAGGACAUCAUCCUGCACAAGCCCCACUUCUCCAAGGCCGUGCUGUGGAACCCCGAGGACCUGAUCCCCCUGCCCCUCCCCAAGCAGGACUUCCUGCCCCUCCCCCCCGGCAUCCCCCCCGUGGCGUCGCUCGACCCCCGGCUCACGCGCGCCCAGCAGCUCAUGCACACCGCGCCCCCCCAGGCCGCCCCGGCCCCGCCCGCCGACCCCCCCGCCAGCUCCCUCCCGGACUUCGAGCUGCUGUCCCGCAUCCUCAAGACGGUCAACGCCUCCGGCCCCGGCUCCGCCCCCACCCCGGCCCCGCCCUCGGCGCUCCCGGGGGCGGCCCCGGCGGUGCCCGUGGAGAAGCCGGUGGACCCCCGCAUGGCGCGCAAGGUGGCCGCAGACCCGCGGCUCCAGCCCCAAAAAUCGGCCCUCAAGCAGCCCUCGGAGCCCCCCGCCCCCCAGGCCUCCGCCUCCCCGGCCCCCGCGCCCCCCCCCUCCCCCACGCCCACCAUCGCGCCCUACGACCCGCGGCUGCUGUCCUCGGGCGGGGCCGGGCGGGGCGUGGGCGGGGCGGGCGGGGGCCAGAGCAGCGUGCUGAGCGGGAUCAGCCUGUACGACCCGCGGACUCAGAGCGCGGGCAAGGCCGAGGGCCCCGCCCCCUCCGCCAGCACGCCGGCCGCCGAGCCGGCCAAGCCCAAGGCCAAGGAGCCGCUGUUCGUGCGCAAGUCUGCGCUGGACCAGCCCGAGGCGGAGAAGGGCGCGGCCGGCGGCGAGCCCGCCACGGACCGCUACAACAGCUACAACCGGCCCCGGCCCAAACCCGCCCCCUCGCCCUCCGGGGGGGUGGGAGCGGGCGGAGCCGCCGCCGCCGCCGCCGCCUCCUCGUCCUCCUCCUCGGGCGGGCCGGGCGGGGCGGGCCCCUCGGAGCAGCCGCCCGCCCCCGCCGUGCACAACCUGCCCGUGUCCACCCUGUUCAGCAUGGUGAAGCAGGCCAGCAAGCCCAGCGGCCCCGGCAGCCCCGCCCAGCCCGACAGCGCCGAGCAGGACGCCGCCUCCCUCAAGGACGUCUUCAAGGGCUUCGACCCCACGGCCUCGCCCUUCUGCCAGUGAGCUCCGCCCCCUCCCUUUUUAAAAGCGACAGAGCGCCGGGGCGGGGGGCUCGUGCUCGUGACACAGACGCUAGCUCACGCGGGCGCGCCCCGUCCCGCCCCCCCCUGCACUCGCCGCAGUGUCGGAAACUUCUAGAACAGACUUAAGGGCGGGUGGGGUGGGGGUUAUGGAUGUGAAAAAGAGAGAAAAACAAAACUUCUAUUUUAAAACAAACUAGAAAAGCAUAUAAGUAAAUGUAUUCCCUUUACACGAGUCCCUCCCUGCUUUGCGAGGGAAAAAAAGAAUGAAAUGUGUACGUGUACGCGAGUUAAGAUUCUGAGAGGCCUUGUGUUUCCCCAGCGGCAGUGACGUCAGUGCUAAUUUAAGGCCGUUCUGCGACCCUCCCCCUCAGUCCUGACGGGGGGGCUGUUUGUCUUGCUGAGCUAUGGCUUCCGGGCGCGCGUUUCGCGGCUCGUCCCGUCCUGCCGAGAAGGGGGGGGGGGGCGGUGGGGGGACACCGAGGAAAAAGCUUGGCGCCCCGCGUCCCCCCCCAGUUCAUCCGCUAGCCGCUAGCGCUCGCCACUUUCCUUUUGCUUCAUUUCACGUUUUCCUCCGUCUCCCUCUGCCCUCGACGGCUUGGCCCUGGUGUGGACUGUCCGUGGUCGCAUCGCUUUUUUUAAAGUCUUUUAGCUCUGUGUUGCAGCACACCAGCAUUAGCCUUGCCUGUUUGCUUGUAUGUUCUUUUUUUGGCUUGGGGGGGAGCGGGGGUUAAUGAGGUCAGACCUGACUUACCGCCCCCCCUUCUAGGGAAAGAAGAAACUGUACUGUAUCCACUCCUGUUUGCCUCUGACUUUUUUCACAUGUAAUAGGAUUAUUAUUUAUUUUUUUAUACUUAACAAAAUCGGCUACUUCUAUCAUUGGACAUUUUGACCCGAUCGGUUUUAUUUGUUUUGUUUUUUUUUUCCCCUUUGUUCUUCAACUGCGUUCUCAUAUUGGGAUAAAAAUGUGUGAAAUGGAAUACUGGUGGAAGGGGGGGGGGGGGCGGAUAAUAUUUGACAGAAUUUUUUAAAACAAAAAAAAAACAAAAAAAAAAAAAAAACGAACUGCACUUUUCCGUUGGGUCCGGACGCGGAAACUCGUACCAGCGCAUAGUUAUGUUUUUUUUCUUUUCCUUGUGCUGAAAAUGGCCAGCUUUGUAAAUCUGAAGUCCUCGUUUGAAAUAAAGGAGGCGGCGUUUUUUGUAAGCCUUCAAUGUCGGUGACGUUUGUGAAGUAAUUAAUAAAGAUGAAACGGGCCGAACUUCAGAGCGAGCGGUCAGGGUGAAAGUCCAGCGUCGUUCUGCUCCAGUGUGCAGCCUCACGGACAGGAUGGUUCAGCGCCACCCCCCCCCCCCCCCACACUGCUGAACUGUGCCCCUGUCCCACUCGACCAGUCUUCAUGUGUCCCCCUCUACCUGAAUUCAGGAUGCUACGUCAACGAUGUCCAGCAAGCUCAUCUCUCCAGAGACUUUCCCUCAAAGAUUUCUGAGACACUUUCCAGUUUCACAGGUGUAAAGUUAACUCGCCAGAUCUGGAGACGGUGAAGCAGAUGUUUUUAAAUAUUAUUCUUGUACAUUGAAUUGAUAUUAAAGGUAAAAAAGUACAACUGUGCCCUUUCCUGACCCAUGUUAUUAAUAAGCAGUUUAUGUUUUUCCUGUACUGUUGGGGGAUUGGACGGAUCGAAACAAUGGCUCACGGGCCGGUGCAAGGAAGCAUUGCAGUGCACACGCUGAUGCAGUGUAAGGAGGCUGUUCAUCACUUUGAUUCUCAUUGAAGGGGGAUGGAGAUGGGCUCGUGCCCAGUUACAUAUUUUUAGUUUGCAGCCACAGGAACAAACCCUGCUCUUGGGCAUUGUAUUGUAGAUGGUGCCUGGACCAGUGUAGGGAGGGGCUGUUAUUUUGGGCCCCGUUAAAGCAAAGCACAUGAAAAUCCUGGUGACCUCCCUGGCAGAAGCUCUGCUUUUAAAAAAAAUAUUUUUGUACAGUUCUAAUUUUGAGUAGAAUAUAAAACCUGGCCCUGUCCACAGAAACCAUCGUUGAUGUGUUUGUUUUUUGUAUAGUGUGCAAUAUAAACUUGCGUGUACUAUUUUUGUAAGUAAACUCUUGUCACACGGUUUUGUUUUGUGUUUUAAAAAUGUAUUUUUACAACGUUACUGAAUUGUGGGUUGGAUAUAUUGGGAAGCCUGAGAACUGAACAACAUAACUGCUCACAUAAUCCCACUUAAGCGAACACAAGAGGUGAUUUUAAAUGGUGUAUAUUUAUUAAAAGAAAAGCUGCAUCAUUA
Anguilla anguilla (European eel) is the source of this 6604-nucleotide messenger RNA. RefSeq names its product zinc finger CCCH-type containing 4 (gene zc3h4). Lineage: Eukaryota; Metazoa; Chordata; Actinopteri; Anguilliformes; Anguillidae. Gene Ontology annotation, biological process: negative regulation of DNA-templated transcription. The transcript has 14 exons. The coding region runs from base 242 to 4303 and encodes 1353 amino acids. Gene Ontology annotation, molecular function: metal ion binding; RNA binding. Gene Ontology annotation, cellular component: nucleus. The record is from RefSeq and is a predicted model, not a curated record.